AUGAGCGUUGUUUCUGGUGUGAUCUCAAGGCAAGUCUUGCCAGCAUGUGGCAGCCUAUGUGUCUUUUGUCCUUCCAUGCGUGCAAGGUCUAGACAGCCCGUGAAGAGGUACAAGAAGUUGAUAGUCGAUAUUUUCCCCCGAUCACAGGAAGAAGAGCCAAAUGAUCGAAAAAUCGGAAAGCUUUGUGAGUAUGCUGCAAAAAAUCCUUUGCGCAUCCCAAAGAUUGCUAACUCCCUUGAGCAAAGAUGCUACAAAGAACUAAGGAAUGAAAACUUUCGAUCAGUGAAAAUUAUACUGUGCAUUUAUAGGAAGUUGUUAGUGUCUUGCAAGGAACAAAUGCCUUUGUUUGCAAACAGUGUAUUGACCAUUAUGAAUACCUUGUUGGAUCAAACAAACAAGGACGAGAUGUUAACAAUUGGAUGUGAAUCUCUCUUCGAUUUCGUAAAUAAUCAGAACGAUGGAACUUACAUCUUUAACCUCGAAGGGUUUAUUCCAAAGCUCUGCCAGCUGGCUCAAGAAGUUGGAGAAGAUGAGCGGGCAGAGACAAUAAGGGCAGUUGGACUGCAAGCUCUAUCUGCUAUGGUGUUUGGUUCAUGGGUGAAAACUCUCAUAUUUCAGAUGAAUUUGACAAUAGAGGAGGCCAAGAACCCGUGCUUCUGGUCGAGGGUGUGUUUACAAAACAUGGCCAAUCUCGGAAAGGAAGCUACCACCAUGCGCCGUGUAUUGGAAUCUUUGUUUCGGUAUUUUGAUAAUGGGAAUCUAUGGACAGCUAAAAACGGGAUUGCUUUUCCUGUUCUCAAAGAGAUGCAGCUUUUGAUGGACGAUUCUGGACAAAAUACGCACUUUUUGCUCUCAACAUUAGUGAAGCAUCUCGACCAUAAAAACGUAACCAAGCAACCCGAGAUGCAGCUCGAUAUUGUAGAAGUUGCCACGGCCCUUGCUAGGCUCGCGAAAGUCCAUUCUUCUGUGGCUAUAGUCAGUGCUGUGAGUGAUAUCAUGAGACAUUUGCGUAAAAGCAUACAUUAUUCACUCGACGAUGCAAAUCUCGGCGAAGAUUUGAUUAAAUGGAAUAGAAAGUUUCGGGAUGCAGUGGACGAGUGCCUUAUUGAGCUGUCAUCGAAGGUUGGAGAUGCAGGUCUGAUUCUUGAUGUAAUGGCAACUAUGUUAGAGAAUAUUUCUAGCGUUACUGUUACAGCUCGAACAACUAUUUCUGCAGUCUACCGAACGGCUCAGAUCAUAGCCUCGUUGCCGAAUUUAUCCUACCGAAAGAAGGCUUUCCCAGAAGCUUUGUUCCAUCAGCUACUACCUGCCAUGGUCCACCCGGACCACGACACACGAAUCGGGGCCCACCAGAUCUUCUCUGUUGUCCUUGUCCCGACAUCUGUCUCACCUCAGACGGGUCCGGUUAUAUCUGACCCGGAAAAAAAGAUGGACUUUCCACGAACGCUCUCGAGAACAGUCUCGGUUUUUUCCUCGUCGGCUGCACUUUUCGAGAAGCUGAAAAAAAACCAAAGGAACAAUUCGAAGGAAAAUCUUGAAUUGAACGAAGAAGAAAAGGUCUCGGGUGAUGUUGAGCAGAAAAACAGCAUGAAUGGGGUUUUGGACAAAGUUAAGUCGACUUACAGCCGAGUAUAUAGUGUCAGAAGUACACCGGCUCUGGAUGGCGAGUUGAACGUCAAGGCAAAUCGAGAAGAUCCUGUUCCUCUUAGAUUGAGCAGCCACCAAAUAUCCCUCCUGCUUUCUUCUCUUUGGGCACAAUCCAUUUCUCCAUUAAACAAACCUGAAAAUUAUGUAGCCAUUGCUCACACGUACAGCUUGGUUUUGCUGUUUUCUCGAGCCAAGAACUCCUACCGUGACGCUCUCAUUCGGUGUUUCCAGCUGGCGUUUUCAUUAAGGACUGUUUCUCUUGCUUCUGGAGGGACAUUGCCACCUUCUCGUCGUAGGUCCCUCUUUGUAAUGUCGACUUGUAUGAUAAUCUUUUCAUCAAAGGCUUACAAUAUCCUUCCUCUUGUCCGGCUUGUGAAAGCUACACUCUCUAGUGAAGUGGUUGAUCCAUUUUUGUGUCUGGUUGAUGACUCAAAGUUGCAGCUUAACGAAAAAGAAUCAGGAAAACAAAUUAGUUAUGGGUCGGAAGAAGAUGACAGCUCAGCAACGAGAUGUCUCUCGGACAUUAAACUUAACGAGGAUCAGAGUAGAGAAUCGCUAGUUUCGGUUAUUAUCAAGAAUUUGGAUAAUUUGCCAGAAUCUGAAGAGUCCAGCACAAGGGAGCAGUUGAUCAAGGAAUUUUGGCCUGACGAUUUGUGCUCUUUUAAAGCCCCAUUUUUCAAAGAAAGCAAUGAUGAAGAACGUAACACAGAGUCUCAUAAUGAUAAGUCCCUCGAUCAGGCCGCCUCAUUGUUUGUAAUAGACGAUGACUCUCUUCCGGAUUCACUUGGAAGUAGCAAACACAAUUCACAGUCGAGCAUUGAAAAUUUCAAUCUCUUGAGCGUCGAUCAACUUCUACAAUCCGUUUUGGACACAGCACAUCACGUAGGCCGAAUAUCGGUGAGCACAGCACACGAUGCGUCUUACAAGGAGACAGCACACCAUUGUGAGGCGCUUUUGGUGGGAAAACAACAGAAAAUGUCAAACCUGAUAACGACUCAGAAAAGGCAAAAAGUCAACCUGUUGACCUUGCCUUCACAAAACUCACGCGAACAAACUAAGACAGUGGCAUCACUGGACAAUAGCUCACUUAAGGGAGAAAAUACAUUCUUGGAUCAAAAUGUUAGUGGGCUUCCAAUGAAGACAGUAAGCCCACCUGGAAUAUGUUCGGCUGAGGUCCAAAAUCAUCCCGACUCAUUGAGGCUGCCAGCAUCAAGCCCGUAUGACAACUUCUUGAAAGCUGCCGGGUGCUGACUAGGACCGACUUGAUUGGCUGUCCGAGCUUAUGGCGUAAUAUCACUCACCGGAUGACACCCUUUAGUAGACGAUCAACUGCCUGUGGCGUAAGCUGCAUUGCUCGCUUAUUGGCCCAAAGAUAGCUACUGUUUUUGUGACCCGAUUGCCUGAUUCUCCUUAUUCUUUAAAAUUUAAAUUCUUUAUUUGUGGAAAUUUUAGCCCGAGGCGUGAGGAUUUUUUUUUGUAGAAUUAGCUGAGACUUGGAAAACCAGUCUCUGUGUGCAGAUGCAUCUCAAAUGAAACUUGAAACUAAACUAGUGAUAUAAGUUAUAAAUGGUGACUUCAUUUUAUGCAUA
Messenger RNA from Striga asiatica, 3236 nucleotides. Lineage: Eukaryota; Viridiplantae; Streptophyta; Magnoliopsida; Lamiales; Orobanchaceae. The record is from the annotation of a GenBank genome assembly.